UGGUUUUACUACGCGAGAUACAAACAGAAAGUAUUGAUGCGAUGAAUUGUAAUUUUUCGCGUACUGGCUGCUGACAUAAAAGUGCAGUGAUUGUCCUUCACACAAUCUAUUCUAGUCCUUGCGCUUGACAUUGAUCCAAUACUCUGAAACCAUGAAGAACCAAAUUUUCAUUCUCGUGCUAACUUUUAUACCAGCAUUUGUGAGUGGAGCUAAUAUUCUUAUCUUGUCUGGAGUUCCAUCACCAAGUCAUUCUAUAUGGCUUCGACCACUGAUGAAUGGAUUGGCAGAGAGAGGUCAUAACGUAACAGUAGUGAGCCCGGAUAUUGAAAAGAAUCCACCGAAAAAUGUGACCUACAUUCAUCUAGAAAAUAUCUACGACGAAAUGUACAAUACCAGCAAUCGCCAAAUGUUAGAUUUUUUCGAGAUGCACAAAAGCCCAAUGUCAAUACUUCGCAUGUUAGAUGAAUUUACCAUAGUAUGCUGCAAAGCAGGAAUCAAGUCAAAAGGGUUCAAACAGCUCAUGAGUUAUCCUGAAAAUUUCAAGUUUGAUCUGUUUAUGAGUGACUACAUGUUUGGACCAUGCUUUGCUUCGCUUUUGAUGUACCGUUUUGGAAAUCCGCCUUAUAUUCCGGUUGCACCCUAUAAUGCACUAGCUACAUCAGCACCUCUAAUUGGUUCGUAUGCCUAUUCGGGAUCCAUUCCAAAUCAUUCAUACGACGUACAAGAAUCAAUGAACUUCUGGGAGCGCCUGCAAAAUUGGUACUACGACUUGUACGAAAUAAUCAUGAAAGACAUCUAUCUGUAUCCAGAAUCUGAUGCCAUUUUAAAACAAGUAUUCCCGAAUGCCCCACGUACAAAGGACCUUCAAAGCAGCAUAAGAUUACUAUUCAUCAACAACAACCCUCUAAUUCAAUACAAGGAACCUCAAAUGCCAAACGUUAUUCCAGUCGGAGGAAUGCAAAUCCGCAAAGCUAAGCCGCUGCCCGAGGAUUUAGACCGCAUAGUACGUAGUGCUAAAAAUGGAUUUAUUCUAUUUUCACUGGGAUCGAAUGCCAGAAGUGAUACGUUAGGUCCAGAUCGCAUUCGAGAGAUCUUAAUUGCUAUGAAGGCACUACCACAGUAUCAAUUCAUAUGGAAGUUUGAAUCAGACGAAUCGAAACUGCCGAUGAAGGUUCCGGAAAAUGUGUUCAUACGUGCUUGGAUGCCUCAAAACGAUCUGUUGGCGCAUCCUAAUAUAAAACUUUUUAUCACGCAUAGUGGUCUCCUAAGUACUCAGGAGGCCAUCUGGAACGGAGUUCCGAUAAUUGGUUUUCCUCUAUUUGCGGAUCAGUUUCGAAACAUUAAUUACUGUGUAUCCCUCGGAGUUGCAAAAAGGCUCAUGGUUCAAUACCUACAAGCCGAUGAUCUCAUAGCUGCCAUCAAAGAUAUUCUGAACACCCGCAGUUAUAGUGAAAACAUAAAGCGAUUGUCCCAGCUGUUCCGUGAUCAACCUGAAAGUCCGUUGGAGCGUGCCAUUUGGUGGGUUGAAUGGGUUCUGCGGAAUCCAGACAGUGAAAUGCUCCAGCCAAGUGCCGUGAAUGUACAUUGGAUUCAAAAGUACAUGUAUGACGUUUUAUUGUUCGUGAUAACUUCAGUAAUCUUGAUAUUAUUCAUUAUAUUUAAGAUAGUGACCAAAAUGCUUGCACAAUUACAACUGAAUAUAAAAGUGAAGCAAAGCUGAAAGAUGAAAAAAA
Aedes aegypti (yellow fever mosquito) is the source of this 1733-nucleotide messenger RNA. Its product is annotated as UDP-glucuronosyltransferase 2B18-like. Gene Ontology annotation, molecular function: UDP-glycosyltransferase activity. The transcript has 2 exons. Lineage: Eukaryota; Metazoa; Arthropoda; Insecta; Diptera; Culicidae. Bases 152 to 1720 code for a protein of 522 amino acids. The record is from RefSeq and is a predicted model, not a curated record.